Messenger RNA from Aspergillus glaucus CBS 516.65, 2343 nucleotides. Its product is annotated as putative microtubule associated protein (Ase1). Gene Ontology annotation, molecular function: microtubule binding. Gene Ontology annotation, biological process: microtubule cytoskeleton organization; mitotic spindle midzone assembly. The coding region runs from base 1 to 2343 and encodes 780 amino acids. Lineage: Eukaryota; Fungi; Ascomycota; Eurotiomycetes; Eurotiales; Aspergillaceae. Gene Ontology annotation, cellular component: spindle; cytoplasm; mitotic spindle midzone. The record is from RefSeq and is a predicted model, not a curated record. The transcript has 4 exons.
AUGGCCGUCGAUACGAGUUACUUGACCACUCAGGUCAAUAAUAUUGUCUCUCAGUUGCAUGGUGUUUUUGACGACAUUGGAGUUCCGGGCCAUGAGCGGGACUCGCGCGAGGCAGAGCUCUUCAAUGCUUUGUCGGAGACAUUAAACAACCAUCUCAACCUUGUGGAUAAUGAGAAAGCGGAAAUGGAAGAAGAGGCAUACAGCCUGAUAACCGCGAUGCAACAAAUGGAACGAUCACUAGCGGAUGAAAGGGCCAAUGGCCAGUUUCAUUUGGAUCGUGAUGAGUUGCAAGUCACGUAUCCGUUGAACCGCUGUUUGGUGUCUCUGCGCGAGAAGCAUAAUGCUAUCAGCAAGCUGCAUGCAGAGCGUUUCGAGCAGGUCAAAAAACUGGUCGAGGCCCUCGAAUCGUACGCGUCCCAUCUCGAAUCGUCGUUUGUCUCCAUCGAACUCCCUCCAACGGCACCCGGAUCCUCCGUUCCUCCUAGUUUCGACCUUUCCCCGACUUAUGUUACUGCAUUGGAUAAUGAAUUUACGAGCGUUUACGAAGAAUACUACCGGCGGCUUGAAUUUGUCCAAACAACCUGCGAGGAAAUCAUUAAGCUCUGGGCUGAGCUCGGAACUUCCCAGGUGCAAACCGAUUCUAAUAUUCUCAAGUUCUAUCGCGACUCCCCUGAACAGCUGGGUCUGCACGAGUCCGAUUUAUCUAGCCUGACUGAAAAACGCGAAAAGCUCUUGGAUGAAAAGCAAAAUCGUGAGCGCAGGUUGAACGAACUGCGCACCGCGGUGGAUAGCCUCUGGGACCGCUUCGGCGUCGAGGAGGCUGACCGGAAAGCUUUCCUGAAUGCAAACCGCGGCUGCGGUCUUAGAACGAUCAACGAGUUCGAAGAAGAACUGGACCGUCUCAAUGAACUCAAGGGUCAGAAUCUUCAUCUUUUCGUUGAGGAUGCUCGUUGCCGACUGCAGGAACUUUGGGACAGUCUCUACUUCUCAGAAGAAGAAAUGCUCGACUUCACGCCCGCUUUCUCCGAUGUUUCCAGUGACGCUCUCUUGGAAGCUCACGAGGCUGAAAUUUCGCGAUUGGAGACUUUGAAGGAACAGCGUGCUUCUGUUUUGCAACUUAUCGAUAAGCACCGCGGUCUGCUACAAGAACGCGGUGCAUUGCAAGCUUCGAGUCAGGAUGCCUCCCGCUUGAUGGCUCGCGGGAACAAGGGAGAGAGACGUGACCCGGGCAAGUUGUUGCGUGAAGAGAAGAUGCGCAAGAGGAUCGCAAAGGAACUGCCCAAGGUGGAAGCAGACUUGAGGAAAGAACUGGAGAUGUUCGAGGAUGAAUACGGACGACCCUUCCUUGUCCAUGGGGAGAGCUAUCUCGACGAACUUACGCCAGCCCCUGCGAAGCAACCACCACCACGUUCCAAGACGCCCUCUGGACCGCCUCCCAGUGCUUCCAGGGCAAGCGCACGACCGCAACCGUCGUCUCGCCCGGCCAGUUCAAUGGCGAGUCAGCCGAUGUCCCGUCCCGGAAGCUCUAUGAGAGGACCUCCUCCUCCGCGGUCGGCUACGAAGACACCGACAGGUGGUCAAACGAAAUACAAUACCAUCGGAGCGGUGCGAGGCGCUGGCGCCAAGUCGCCCUCCAAGAUCCCUGCUCGUGUGCCUCUAAGCAACAUGCCCCAGGGCAACAACACACCUGACCGCCGUGUAGGCCCAGGUAACUAUUCCUCGAGCACGUUGAAUGGCAAGUUCCCGUCGACUCGCAUGCCUCCACCAAGGAUGAGGGCACUUACUGCUGGAACCCGUGGUGAAGGAGGCAGUCUGUUUGAGCCUCCACGAUGUAAUAGUGCUCUGUCGAACAGCUUUGUCCGGCCAGUCAGUCCUGACGACUACGACCCCAACCAGAAUUCGUUCAUCAGCUCCUCCAGUCUCUCUCAGUCUCAAAGGUCGACUGGCUUCUCUCAAUCAACCCAUUCAACUCACUCAUCACUGUCCCUCAACUCGUCCCUGCAAGGAUACCCUCGACCAAACCCUUAUCUCUCGCACGCACCGCCUCCACCGGCACCUAGACAAGUCUCGAAUUCAUCGACAGUAAUCACUGGAAACUCUGGUGGCUCAGAAAACUGGGAGACCUUCGGUGAUGAUGACGAGUCGGAGUCUGAACCGGAUGCCAGCGAGGUGUACUAUGCCAAGCUUCGUGCUGCCCAUGGGAAGCGCUUCGCCCCUGAAGAGCUGGCCAGUAAGAAAGCAAAGGGCAUUCGGAGUGUCAGUCCAGAUGAACCCGUUGCCGCUUAUAACAGCCAUAUGCUUCGAGCGGAUGAUGAGUGGACCGAUGAUAUGGAGCCUUAUUGA